CCUCCAUAUCAUGUGAUUCAGGUGUUCCAAUCCCCUCCAUAUCAUGUGAUUCAGGUGUUUCCAAUCCCCUCCAUAUCAUGUGAUUCAGGUGUUCCAAUCCCCUCCAUAUCAUGUGAUUCAGGUGUUCCAAUCCCCUCCCAAUCAUGUGAUUCAGGUGCUCCAAUCCCCUCCAUAUCAUGUGAUUCAGGUGUUCCAAUCCCCUCCAAAUCAUGUGAUUCAGGUGCUCCAAUCCCCUCCAUAUCAUGUGAUUCAGGUGUUCCAAUCCCCUCCCAAUCAUAGUCAAUAGCUAAAGACCUCCAAACUUGGUGUGGCCUUCAGAUGAGCCCAACAACAGUGCGUAGAGAGCUUCAUGGAAUGGGUUUCCAUGGC
Staurois parvus is the source of this 369-nucleotide messenger RNA. The record is from the annotation of a GenBank genome assembly. NCBI's taxonomy places the organism in Eukaryota, Metazoa, Chordata, Amphibia, Anura, Ranidae.